AUGAUGACGAACGGAUGUACCGCCCAGGGAGAGCCUUAUACCCUCCAAAGCGAAGCCAAGAGGAUAUACUACCAAAUUGUACAUGACUCUCGUCUCAAUACACCGUCUGAAAUUCGCGAUUUGAUAGACAACAUCCAAUUUGUGGGAGAGGAAACCCAGCCAUUCUAUCCCGUCCCAUACAAAUGCGCAGAAGCUCAAGCAGGUCUUCUAGGUUACAUCGGUCUACUAGCAGUCGCCAUUGCAAGAGACCGGUACAAAGACGAGCAACUCAUCGAAAUCGAUGUCUCUCAUGCUCUGAUGAAUGGUCUAGCUGCCCUCUUCGUGCGUCAUGAGGAGGAGUGGCUUUCAGGCAGUCCAAAGAUGAUGAAUGCUGUUCAGCGCUGGGAUCACGGCCAAACCCGAGAAUUAUAUCGCCAAUUGGCGACCAACAUCUACAAAUCGAAAGACGGGCGGUGGUACGCUCUGCAUGGUAGUAUGAACCCAACUCCUGUCAUCGAGAUGCUCAAAAUCCCUCAACAUAACGAAGAGAAUCUCACCUGGAGUCAGAUUCUCGAUAUGUACUCUGAACUGGUGGCUGGGUUGGACUCCACGACACUUGAUAAUUGGAGCAAUAACGUCUAUCGCGUUCCUGGGACGGUAUGCUACGAGGAAGAAGAAUUUAAAAGCCUGCCACACGGGAUUGCCAUUAAGGACGAACCUUACUACAAGCUCCUACACCAGCAAUACUACUCUCAGCCCCCUGUAUCUUGGGAAAAUGUUCCUCAUGAUCCCUCCGACCGUCGUCCUCUCUCUGGGAUUAAAGUUCUGGAUCUUUCACGAGCAAUCGCUGCUCCAACGAUUGGACGCGUGUGUGCGGCUCUGGGUGCAACGACUAUACGAGUGUCUUGUUCUGACAACACCGAACUUCCUAUUACACUCAUGGACGGUUGUCUAGGUAAAACAUGUGUGGACAUCAAUCUGAAAACUUUCGAGGGUCGAAAGAAGCUGCUUGAGCUCAUUCAAGAAGCGGACGUGUUCGUUGACGGAUACCGACCUGCAGUGUUGGAACAUCUCGGCUUUGGCCGGGAUGCAGUCCUAGGUUUGGUGGCCAACAGACAGAAGGGAAUCGUAUAUUGCCAGGAGAAUUGCUACGGCUGGAAAGGCCCAUGGGUGACCCGGUCAGGAUGGGCACAAAUCGCAGACACGGUGUGCGGCAUUGGUCUCAACAUUGGCCGCUUUCAUGGAUAUGAUGAGCCUCACAUAUUUCCCGGCCCCAACGCCGACUAUCUCACCGGGCAUGCAGGCACCGCCGGCGUCCUCCACGCACUUUACUCUCGAGCCCGACAAGGUGGCUCUUAUGUCGUACAGUGUUCCCUAUUAGUGUCUAAUAUUCAUAUGCAAUCUUACGGCAAAUAUAGCGAGCAGCAGCAGGAAAAGCUCAAAGCCCGCAAGCGUGAUUUGGUGGGUAAAACGCGUCACUAUGACGAAAUUGUCAGCCACGGUGUGAAACAGCACGCGAUCAAGGGUUUUCUCUCGGAUCGAAGUUUUGAGAAGGCCUUUAAAAAAGAGUACUUCCAGACUGUAAAAGGUGAUAUGUGGGGACUGAACGACUUGGAUGUGGUGUCGUUAGCCUUGAAAUUCAAGAAUAAGGGGAAUGAUAGCGACAGUCCAGCAAUGAGGACUGAUUUUCUUUUUGGGACAUGCCCCCCUGGAUAUCAUUUGCCUCAAUGGGAGAAUACAAGAAACGAAGACUUUGAGGCCAUCGAACCAGUCACAGUGGCUUGA
Molecule: messenger RNA, 1764 nt
Organism: Exophiala bonariae
Lineage: Eukaryota; Fungi; Ascomycota; Eurotiomycetes; Chaetothyriales; Herpotrichiellaceae
Exons: 3
Coding region: 1-1764 (587 amino acids)
Molecular function (GO): catalytic activity
Source: RefSeq, a predicted model, not a curated record